AUGGUCAAGAAAGUUAUGAAAAAUACUAGGGGCGAGGCCACCAAGUAUAUAUCCAGAGCUAAAGCUAUCAAGAAGUUAUAGGUUAGUUUGAAGGACUUCAGAAGAUUAUGCAUCUUGAAGGGUGUUUAUCCCAGAGAACCUCCCAAAAAGUUGUAAAAGUAAAACAAGACCUACUACCAUUUGAAGGAUAUCAACUACUUGAUGCAUGAAAAGAUUCUUAACAAGUUCAGAGAAUUGAAAACUCACAUGAAAAAGGUCAUGAAACUCAAGGCUAAGGGUGAUAAGACUAGACUUAGAUUACUUUAGAAAUAAAAGCCCACUUACUCCUUGAAUCAUCUUGUUAAAGAAAGAUAUCCUACUUUCAUAGAUGCCUUAAGAGAUUUAGAUGAUCCUUUGUGCUUAGUUAAUUUAUUCGCAAGUUUCCCUGCCCAUAAGGCUCUCGGUGUUCCUAGAGACAGCAUCACCAAGUGCAUUAAGCUUAUGAGAGAAUUCAAUCUCUUCGUUAUUAAGAGCAAGAGUUUAAGAAAGGUCUUUAUUUCAAUUAAAGGUAUCUACUACCAAGCUGAAAUUGAAGGACAAAAGAUCACCUGGAUCGCUCCUUUCUAACUCCCUGCCGAAUUACCUGCUGAAGUUGACUAUAAAGUUAUGUUAACUUUCUUGGAAUUCUAUGAAACUUUAAUCAAGUUCGUUAACUUCAAGCUCUUUAAUUCUAUCAACGUCAAGUACCCAUUAGAAAUAAACAAAUCUAUUGAAGAUUAGAGUUACUUCUCUUAUUCUUCCUUUGUUCUCAAGCACAAGGAUAGCCAAUAAACUAUUGAAAAUGCUGAAGAAGAAAACGAAAAAUACGCUAUUGAUGACAAGUUUAAAAAAGACUAAUAAAUUUAAAAAAUGACUAAUGACAACAGCACCUCUUCUUUAUUUAAGAACUGUGUUUUCUACCUCUCUUCAGAAGUUCCCAGACUUUCAAUCGAAUUUAUAGUCCUCGCUUUCUCUGGUAAAGUUCACUGGGCUGGUGACGACUCUGAAGUCUAAUGGAAUGACCCUUCCAUCACUCACUUUGUUACUGAUAGAGAUCCUAAGACUCUCUAAAUUAUUAAAAAUAGAGAAUAUAUUCAACCCUAAUGGAUUUAUGAUAGCAUUAAUUCUGGAAUUCUUUUACCUGUUGGUGAAUAUGCUCCUGGUAAGAGUUUACCUCCUCAUUUAUCUCCUUUCGUUGAAUACAACGAAACUGAAUACAAGCCUGAAAGACAAAAACAAUUAGAUUUACUUAAGGGUGUUGAGGCCGAAUUAAAUGAAGAAGAUGAAGAAGAUGUUGAAAUAUCUGAAGACGAAGAUGAAGAAGAAGAAUAAGUUGAAGAGGAAAAUGAAGACGAAGAUGAAGAAGAAAUCGAAGCUGAAGAAAAUGUUGAAGAAGAUGAAGAAGAAGAUAUUGAUGAGGAAGAAGAAGAUGAUGAUGAAGAAGAAGAAGAAGUUGACGGUGAAGAAGAAUUAGAAGAAGAUGAUGAUGACGAAGAAGACGAAGAAGAAGAAAUUAACUAUGAUGAAGAAAGUGACGUUGAAGACAUUAAAAAGUAAGAUGUUGAAGAAUCAGAAAAUGAAUAUGAUCAUGAAAAAGAAUAAUAAAAGAAGGCUAAAAAGUAAAUAAAAGAAACAAAAGAAUAAAAGGAAUUAGCUAAGGCUCUUAUGACAAGAAAGAAUAAAAAAAUGUACGAAUUGAUAUAAAAAUCUAAGCAAGAUAAGUUAUAAAAAGUAAAGGAAUUACAAAAGAAGGCUGCCAAACUUAAAAAUAAGGCCAAGAAAAACUGA
Messenger RNA from Tetrahymena thermophila SB210, 1806 nucleotides. RefSeq names its product pescadillo amine-terminal protein. Gene Ontology annotation, biological process: ribosome biogenesis; maturation of LSU-rRNA from tricistronic rRNA transcript (SSU-rRNA, 5.8S rRNA, LSU-rRNA). The transcript has 3 exons. Gene Ontology annotation, molecular function: RNA binding. NCBI's taxonomy places the organism in Eukaryota, Ciliophora, Oligohymenophorea, Hymenostomatida, Tetrahymenidae. The record is from RefSeq and is a predicted model, not a curated record. Gene Ontology annotation, cellular component: nucleolus; PeBoW complex.